ACAUCUAAUAACGAAAACAAAAACCUAACAGCUAGGCAAAAACUACAAAACGCAGUCAAAGAUUACGGUAGCACUGUGUUAGUAUUUCAUAUAACUAUAUCGUUGAUAUCGUUAGGAGGUUUCUACUUAGCAGUUUACAGCUUUUUGGCAGCUCGUACUUUACUUUUUAGUCGUCUUUUAUGAUUAAUAGUAACGAGAAAAAAUUAGACGCCAGGACGACAGAGAACAGAAUGGAGCCUGUUUAUAUAAAAGAUAUUCAUGUCGGCAUGAAAAAUCUAACUUUGACAUGCAUAGUAUUAGAAGUCGGUCCAGCGGUAGCGUUGAAAGAUAAUCGCGAAGUGAGAACGGUUAAAGUGGCCGAUGCUACGGCUUGUAUUAAUUUAGCGGUGUGGGAUGAUACCGGACAUUACAUAAAUGCUAGUGAUAUUUUACGUUUGACCAAAGUGUACGCGGCGCUUUGGCGUAACUCUUUGACGCUAUACACCGCUAAGGCAGGAACCGUCGAAAAAAUCGGCGAAUUUUGUAUGGUGUUUAACGAUCAAUUAAAUAUGAGCGAAAUUAUCCAACAACCUCCGCCGGCAAAUCCCCCCAACGGCAAUACUACUAAUAAUGCGAAUACGUCUAGCUACUCUUCGCGUAAUCCUACUCCUGCCAAUAGUCACGUUGUUCCGCCGCAUACCUCAUCUAGUACAUCCAGAUACGAUAUGACGAGGAAUAGUUCGCGAAAUGGUCAACAAACCGAUGACUCCAAUAAUACUGGUAAUACUAGAACUCGCGCAGAACGCAGAUAACUUUUUUUCUAUCACCGCCAGUUUCCCCUAUUUAUUCAUUUUUGUGUGUAAUUUAUAUACAGAUUUAUACCUGUAUUUUUUUAAUGCGAUUUUUUAACGAAAUUUUAUUCGCUUUUACUAUUUAUGUUAGGCUUUUAUAUUCACCGUUCGAGUAGGCGUUUUAUAAGUGAAAAAAAAUAAUGUAAAUUUUUGUUGAACUAUUCGAAGUUUGUUGGAAAACUGUUUAAACUGAGCAAAAACACGUUAAAUUUUAGUUGUUAUAUGAUGUUAUUUAUUCGAUUUGCAACUUUUAACUCAUUUUUUUAAAAAAAAUUGUAAAUAUGUAUUAUAUUUUUUUUUUAUUUU
Planococcus citri (citrus mealybug) is the source of this 1136-nucleotide messenger RNA. RefSeq names its product protein FAM210B, mitochondrial-like. Bases 180 to 791 code for a protein of 203 amino acids. Gene Ontology annotation, cellular component: SOSS complex; mitochondrion. The record is from RefSeq and is a predicted model, not a curated record. Gene Ontology annotation, molecular function: DNA binding. Gene Ontology annotation, biological process: double-strand break repair via homologous recombination; mitotic cell cycle checkpoint signaling; response to ionizing radiation. The transcript is spliced from 2 exons. Lineage: Eukaryota; Metazoa; Arthropoda; Insecta; Hemiptera; Pseudococcidae.